This is a messenger RNA of Ictalurus furcatus (blue catfish), 4869 nucleotides long. Its product is annotated as cadherin-24-like. Gene Ontology annotation, molecular function: calcium ion binding; cadherin binding. Gene Ontology annotation, cellular component: plasma membrane; catenin complex; adherens junction. The coding region runs from base 619 to 2694 and encodes 691 amino acids. The transcript is spliced from 10 exons. NCBI's taxonomy places the organism in Eukaryota, Metazoa, Chordata, Actinopteri, Siluriformes, Ictaluridae. Gene Ontology annotation, biological process: cell morphogenesis; multicellular organism development; cell-cell junction assembly. The record is from RefSeq and is a predicted model, not a curated record.
UGAAUUGGUGGAUACAUGGAUGGAUGGAUGGAUUUGGAAAAUGGAUAGAUGGAUGAAUUAGUGGAUGGGUGGAUCAUUGGAUGAGUGGUUGGGUGGGAGAAUGGACGAAUAUGUGGAUGGAUAGAUUUAAAAAUGAUGGAUGGAUGGGUGAAUAAUUGGAUGGAUAAGUAAAUAGAUGUAUAUUUAGGGAUGAUGGAUUGAUGGAUGGAUGAAUUAGUAGAUCCAGGGAUGGAUGGAUGGAUGAUGCAUAGGUGAAUAGAUGGAUGAAUGUAUUCAGGAAGGAUGGAUGGAGGGAUGCAUGAAUGAAUGGGUGGAUGGAUGAAAUUAGAAAUGACAGAUGGGAGGGUGGAUUAGUGGAUGGAUGGAUGGACUAGACCACCACAAGUAAUGCAGGAGAGACUACAAUUAACAACGUGAGAUUGUUUUCACAUUCGUGUGUGUGUGUGUAAAAUAAACAUAUGGAUUAGCACACUGAUUUUCAAACAGAUCAGGUUUGGUGAAAUGGAAAGUACAUACAGACGGGCCAACAAUCUGUGUGUGUGUGUGUGUGUGUGUGUGUGUAAAUAUUUAUUGUUCUAAACACACCUGAAGCCCUGAACACUGUACCCUCAGUACAUCAUGUCUAAAAUAAAAAGUGCACUAAUAGUAAUCACAAAUAAUCACUUUUUUAUUCAGUGUCUCAGCCACAUAAACAUAAAUUCUCUCUCUCUCUCUCUCUCUCUCUCUCUCUCUCUCUCUCUCUCUCUCUCUCUCUCUCUCUCUCUCUAUCAGUUGCGUUCCAGUGUGGACCGAGGUGAUGGGCGUGUCCUGUAUGUCCUGAGCGGUGAGGGGGCAGGGUCAGUGUUUGUGAUUGAUGGCCGAACAGGGAACAUCCACGUGACAAAGCCUCUGGACCGCGAGCAGAAGGAUCAGUACAGGCUCGUCGCCACGGCAACAGACCAGCGGACGGGCCGUGUGCUUGAGGCCUCGUCCCAAUUCACUAUCAGAGUGCAGGACAUAAAUGACAACCCACCUGUGUUCAAGCACACACACUACAUUGCCAGUGUGCCUGAGAGAGCCAGCGCUGGGACGGCUGUGAUUCAAGUGACAGCGACAGACGCAGAUGAUCAGUCGUAUGGGAACAGCGCGAAGCUUGUUUACUCCGUCAUCCAGGGCCAGCAGUAUUUCACUGUGGAUCCACAGUCAGGUGUCUUGCGGACUGCAGUGUCUGAUAUGGACAGAGAGCAGCAGUCUCAGUACAUCGUGGUCUUGGAGGCAAGAGACAUGGCAGGACAUCAGGGGGGUCUAACAGGAACAACCACCAUCACUGUGCACCUCAGCGACGUCAAUGACAGCCCGCCACGUUUCACUCAACGCGUGUGGACGUUCUCCGUAUCAGAGUUAGCGCUCCCCGGUGCUGAAGUAGGCCGUGUGAGUGCUACAGAUGCUGAUGUGGGUGAAAACGCUCGACUCGAGUUUACCAUCUCGGACGGAGAUGGGGGGGAAAUGUUCAACAUCACCGGACUGAACCAAGAGGGCGUGAUUACACUCAACCAGGCAUUAGACUUUGAGACACGUAGCUCAUACACACUCUCAGUGGAGGUCCAGAACCCGAGCGUGGAUAUGCGGUUCCUCCGUGGUGGUGUGUUUAAGGACGAGGCGGUGGUGAGGAUCAGUGUCCUGAACGCAGAUGAGCCGCCGCACUUCACUCGCAGUCAUUACACACUGAACAUCACAGAGAACUGCAGAGCGCCGUGCAGCGUGGGACGAGUUCACGCCGUGGACCCUGAUACAGGACACAGCACCAGUAUAGAGUAUGUAUACACACACACGCACAUUUUAUUGACACUUUCUUAUCUUUUCUGUCAGCCAUCGUACUCGAUUGUCCCUGUGUCUGACCCUAAGGCUGUGUUUCGUAUAUCUCCUGUUAGUGGCCUCAUUACCGCGGUGAAGGUGUUGGAUCGAGAGCGUGAACAGUGGCACAACAUCACCGUCACUGCUACUCAGAGAGACAGCCCCAAUCAGGUUACCAGGGUAGGGGUUGCCAUAGAAACGCUGGAUGUGAAUGACAACCCCCCUGAGCUGGACGGACCAUAUGAGACGGCAGUUUGUGACACCAGCACCGCUGGACAGGUGGUGCAGGUGAUUCGAGCCAUAGACAGAGACGAGAUCAGCUCCGGUUCACCCGUACACUUCAGUGUGUCUGCACUCAGCAGCCGGUCUCUGAACUUCACCACUCAGGCGAGAGGAAAUCACACAGCCAAUCUGCUGCUCCUGUCCUCUCUGAAGCCCAUCCCUCGCCCCGCCUCUUCUCCUUUACACACUGUAAAAGUACCCAUAAUCCUCCGGGACAGAGCGUCGGAGCUGAGCAGCACGGGGACGGUGACAGUGACGCUGUGCCCCUGUCAGAAUGGAGGGAUGUGGGUGGAGGAGAGAAGGAGAGGGAUGGAUGGAUGGAGGAGUGGUGAUGGAGAGGUGCUGAUGGAGUGGGAGAGACAGAUGGUGUGUUUGUCUCUGCCGAGGUCCUCCAUGCUGUUGGGAUUCAGCUCGGCCACCAUGUUGGCCAUCCUGGCCUGUUCCUCCGUCCUCAUUGGUACAGUCGAAAUUUACAUUUUCUUUUUCUUUUUUACUCACUUACGAGUUUCUUCUUUUCUUUCUUUCUUCUAUUUUCUUUUUCUUUGCUCAUUUUUCUUUAUUUGUUUGUUUCGUUGUUAGUUUUUUUUUAUUCUUUCCUUUUUUCUUUCUUGUCUGUUUUCUUUUAUGUAUUAUUUUCACCAUCUAUCCACUUCAUGCGCUCAUAAGUCUGUCUGUUCGACCAACCUUCUAUUUUUCCAUCCAUCCAUCAAUCCAGUCGCCAUUCCCACCAUUCAUCUAUCCAUUUAUUCUUAUGUUCUAGCAACCAUCAUCCAUUCAUCCAUCCAUACACCUAUCCAUUUUUCUAUUUCUCCACCCACCCAUCCACCCAUCCAUCCCUCCAUCCAUACACCCACCAUCUAUCCAUCUGUCCAUCCAUUUGACUAUAUCGCCAUCCAUCCAUUCAUCCAUACAUCUGCUAAUCCAUUCCACUUAUCCAUACAUUUAUUGUUUUAUUUUUCCUACCAUCUAUCCAUUCAUUCAUCUACCAUCCUUCCAUCCAAAAAUCAGUCAAUUUUUCAAUUGUUCUAUUCAUCCAUCUGUCUCAGCGUGUCAUAAAAUGUUCUCUUUGUCUCUCUCUCUCUCUCUCUCUCUCUCUCUCUCUCUCUCUCAGUAGUGGUGGUCUUGUCUCUGUCCAUGCGGAGGAAGAAGAGUGACUCUCUCUCUCCCGUGGAGGACGAUGAGAUUAGAGAGAACAUUAUUACAUAUGAUGAUGAGGGUGGAGGAGAGGAAGACACAGCUGCGUUCGACAUCACUGCACUGAAGAGCGUCCCACACGCCAUACACACGCGAGGUGUUGGUUCCGUCCCUCUGUACGGUCCUCUGUGCUACAGCAUACACACAGCGAGUGGGAGCCUGUUUGGUGGGUGUGAGUCUCGGCUAGAUCGGGAUAAACCAGCGCACACACUCCCUAGCGGAUACACACUGAACAUCGAGCUGCUAGAACCGGGUUCUACACUCACAGAACCGGCUGAGGGGUGGAAGAGUUCAGAUCAGAACAGGCCUGAAGAUUCUGAUGAUAUCAUACUGAAAAAGAGCCAGACAGGAAGUGAUGUCAUCGCUCAAGAUCAGGUAAUGAAACAAUAUUAGCAAAUGAUAUUCUUUCUUCUCAUUUCACUUGCCCCUAGUUAUCACUUUCUGCUCUCAGCUUUCCCUACUCUCUCUCCCUUUCUUAAUUUUCACAUGUAUGUUUUUCUCUCUUUUUAUGUCAUGCUUUACCCUUUCUUUCACCUCCAUUUCUUUCUUUACCUCCUCUCUCUCUCUCUCUCUCUCUCUCUCUCGCUGUCUGUGAUCAGACCCAGUUAGUCCUAAAUGACUCUGCAGAUCAUCCGGUCGCAUCUCAUACAGCUCACCUCCACUCCUCCGUCUCCUCAUCUGUCGCUCCAGAUGAAAUCACGCCUCCACACAGCACAGGAAUCAGCACAGCUCCGUUCAGAACCAUGGAGGGAACGUUACUAAGAGCUGGCGGAGGGAUACAUCUGACCGGAACUCCUUUUUUGUACCUGAAUACAGGCCAGGACUACAUGCAGCACCUUGUCGGGCUAUGUGUUGGAGGGCGGAGCUUCUUUAGACCUGAUUUAGGGGGUGUGGCUGUCCCUCUGACUCUUAGUAUAGAUGAAUUGCUGCAGCACCGACUCGCCCGAGUGACCUUUGACCCCAUGCAGCCCCCGUACGAUUCACUGCAGAUGUAUGAGCACGAGGGGGCGGAGUCAGAGACCGCCUCCCUCAGCUCUUUGGAGAGCGAAGGAGAUGGAGGGAUGGAGGGGGAGGGGUUAAUUGAUUGGGGGCCCAAGUUUAACAAGCUGCUGGAGAUUUUUAGAGAGAGGGAACUGGAGAAAGAUGGACAGACGAAAGAGGAGGAAACGGAGGAGAGACAAAUACAUGGAGAGCAGCAGAAGAGUGUGGAGGAAGUGGACGGAAAACAAGAAGUAUGGAAUGAACUAGAUAGCAAAAAGGAUUGAGAGAAUAAAGAAUGAUUUCUCUUCAGAGAGAUGAGAGAGUGAACGAUGAAGGACAAAGAGUGAUACUUAACAAGUUGCUGGAGAUCAUGAGAGACGGUAGGAGUAUAGGCAAGGAGAAAAGAUGGAGGGAAUAAAGAGGAGCAGUGAAGAGGUUCAGUGAAAAGGAAUGGAAAAAGUGAAAGGCAGAACAAAAGAGAAAGAUAGAAGGGUGAGAUAGAAGACGAGAGAGGCGGAUUGAGCUGGUAGAGAUCUUUAGGGAAAGUAGAUGAAAUGAGGUGAGAGAAGAAAGAAGAAC